CAAGGAAUUAAAAACCUAUUUGAAGAAAUAAUGACAGAAAACUUCCCUAACCUGGUGAAGGAAAUAGAUAUACAAGCACAGAAAGCACAGAGAGCCCCAAACAAGAUGAACCCAAAGAGUUUUCUGGGUUCCGGCCUGGUUUGCAGUGACAUGGCUAAAUACAUGAAGAAGGUCGGAAUCAUUGGUAAAUACGGGACUUGUUAUGGUGCCUCCUUCAGAAAAGUCAAGAAAGUUGAAAUCAGCCAGCAUGCCAAGUACACUUGCUCCUUCUGUGGCAAAACCAAGAUGAAGAGACAAGCUGUAGGGAUCUGGCACUGUGGUUCUUGCGUGAAAACAGUAGCUGGUGAUGCCUGGAGCUACAACACCACUUCUGCCAUCACAGUAAAGUCUGCCAUCAGAAGACUGAAGUAAUUGAAUGACCAGUAAAUGCUCCACAAUUGAAACAUUGCUAGCCUACAAUAAAUGGGUUAAUUUAUGUAACAAAAUUAGUUUGUUAAUUUUAUUAAUUAGAUGUUCUGGUUUGCAUUGCAUUGAUUUUGCUUUCUCAAAAAAGACUUGGAAAUUAAAAUCCUUCUAAUUUUUCAGUAGCCAAGUGAUAUAUGACAUAAGAGUAUAAGCUUUACAGAUUAGGUAGGUGUCUUAGCUUUUUUAUAAGUUUGGGGUUUUUGGCCAGUUCAACUUUUUUGAGAUACAUUGGUUCAAAUUGUGCAAACUCAUUUGUAAAUCACAGUUAAUAUUUUUUAAUGUUUCUAAAGAUAGGAUGACAUAUCCUUCCUCUUAACUUUUCGUGUUUUCUUUGACCAUUGUAUCAGCAUUUUCAGAAAUCAGUGUGAAACAAUUAGAAUUUCAGAACAAAUUUUGCAAAUAUCUACACUCUUCAUUUUUUAGUUUGUGCACAAGGAUUCGCAGGAUUGAAUUACUCAAGUUGCUAUAGACAGUCACACUAAUAAAAGAAAUUCUUUUGAGAUAAAAUUAAAAAAUGAAUCCAAAGAGGCCAACAUCAAGGUACAUCAUAACUAAAAUGCCAAAGGUUAAAGACAAAGAGAGAAUCUUAAAUGCAGCAAGAAAAAA
This is a messenger RNA of Rhinolophus ferrumequinum (greater horseshoe bat), 1071 nucleotides long. RefSeq names its product 60S ribosomal protein L37a-like. The coding region runs from base 31 to 411 and encodes 126 amino acids. The transcript has a single exon. NCBI's taxonomy places the organism in Eukaryota, Metazoa, Chordata, Mammalia, Chiroptera, Rhinolophidae. Gene Ontology annotation, molecular function: structural constituent of ribosome. The record is from RefSeq and is a predicted model, not a curated record. Gene Ontology annotation, biological process: translation. Gene Ontology annotation, cellular component: ribosome.